Naegleria lovaniensis is the source of this 813-nucleotide messenger RNA. RefSeq lists its product as uncharacterized. The transcript has a single exon. The coding region runs from base 1 to 813 and encodes 270 amino acids. Lineage: Eukaryota; Heterolobosea; Eutetramitea; Acrasida; Naegleriidae. The record is from RefSeq and is a predicted model, not a curated record.
AUGAAAAGAACCCUUUUUGAAGCCGAACCUCCAAAAAAAUCCAAUGAAUCCCCACAAAGCCUUUCAUCAUCGGAACAGCAAGACAUGCAAUCAAUGGCCACUAAAAAGAUGAAAUUCACAAAUAUUACUUUGAAUCAUGACGAAGAUGAUCAUCCAGUGAUGGUUACAAUGAUUGAUCAUGAAAUGAAUUUUCCAAAUGGUCAUUCCAUAUUUGAAUUACUCAAACAAAAGAUGAGAAGAAAACCAUUAUUACAACUCGAUAUUGUAAGCUCGGAUGAAGCCGUCCGUACAAUCGCAAGCAAGGAUGCAAGCCGAAAUAAUACCAUCUUAGCAUACUCGAAUAUUAAGGACAUGAAGGCUAUUCAUCUCCUUCAUUAUGAUCAUGAACAGGUGUUACUUGUUUCAGAUGUUGAGAACAAACGCUUUCUUGCGUUUAAUAGUUGUUUUGAAUUGAAACUUGAAAUUUCAACGAGACCCUAUGCGCCGGUUCGAUUUUGCAUUCAUAAUCUUGAUAUUCGUAAAGAAGACAAGACCAAUGCUGAAUCUUCUGAUUGCAAGCAAUUCAUCAUUUUCACUACAGAUGAAAAACAACAAAAACUUGUAAAAAUUCCACUGAGGGGACCAUGGCCUUGUGAUGUUCCGUCAUGGAUACAAAGCAUGAGUAGCAAAGCUGCAGAGCUAGCCAUAUCUCACCGGCUCAAUUGCCUGUUCGUUGCUUCUUCUGAUUAUGCAACCAUUAUCAUGCGUGAUAUCCACAAAGGGAUACAGUUUCGUAGUAUUGAUCUCUUAACCAUCAACCUUGAUCCCCCUUGA